GGGACUCGCUUGCCGCUGCGGAGGACGGAGGCGCGCUGAGCGGACGGGAGCGCCAGGCCAGCAGGCGGAGAGAGCGGCAGCGUGGCCCCGGAGCAGGGAGCAGCCACCGGAGCCGGGAGCAGCCACCCGAGCCGUGGCGGGAGGAGUGUGGGUUUCUCUGCGUAACUGUGCCGUGUGGCUCGAGUGCUGCGGUUGCACAGAUUCUCAGCCCAGCCUCUGAGAUGAUGGGACUGGGAAACGGGCGUCGGACCAUGAAGUCACCGCCCUUCGUGCUGGCUGCCCUGGUGGCCAGUAACAUUGUCUUGGGCUUCAACUACUGGAUCGCGAGCUCCCGGAACGUGGACCUCCAGACGCAGAUCAUGGAGCUGGAAGGCAGGGUCCGCAGGGCGGCCGCCGAGAGAGGCGCCGUGGAGCUGAAGAAGAACGAGUUCCAGGGCGAGCUGGAGAAGCAGCGGGAGCAGCUGGACAAAAUCCAGUCCAGCCACAACUUUCAGAUGGAGAGCGUCAACAAGUUGCACCAGGAUGAAAAGGCGAUUUUGGUGAAUAAUAUCACCGCAGGCGAGAGGCUCAUCAGAACCCUGCAAGACCAGCUGAAGGCCCUGCAGAAGAAUUUCGGCAAGCUGCAGCAGGACGUCCUCCAGUUUCAGAAGAACCAGACCCACCUGGAGAGGAAGUUCUCCUAUGACCUGAGCCAGUGCAUCAACCAGAUGAAGGAGCUGAAGGAGCAGUGUGAGGAGCAGAUAGAGGAAGUCACCAAAAGGGGGAACGAAGCUGUGGCUUCCAGAGACCUGAAUGGAAGAGGGGGACACAGCCCGCAGCUCCACGCAGCCAAUGAGACUCAGCCGCGGUUGCAGGAAGCAGGCCUGUCCCAGGCAGAGGGGCCACAAGCGAAAGGAAACAUGCCCAGUAACAGCAAGCCCCAGACACCAGCCCCCAGUUCAAAGGCAGCUUUGGACGUGAAGGAAAAGGGUGAGAAAGAGGAGACCAAUGACAUUCAGGUCGGCAGUGAGGAGGAGCUGCGGAGGGACAGCCUGGGGUUGCCCCCGCGGCCGAACCAAGAGCAGGCUGUGGAGGAAGACAGACGUGCAGGAGGAAGAGCAGGGGAAGACGCUGGAGACCUCGGCCCAACCCCACAGGGGCCAGGCGCCCUGCUGUUGAGCCAGGAGAACCAGGAGGUGGAGGAGCCUGAGCGGGACCAGCUUGUCGUCCUGGAUGGGCAAGAGGAGGAGCAGGGGGCCGGCGAAGAAGGGAGAAACCAGCCCAAAAUGGGAAGAGUCGAUGACUACAACAUGGAUGAAAAUGAGGCCGAAUCGGAGACAGACAAGCAGGCAGCCCUUGCAGGGAACGACAGAAACGUAAAUGUUCUUAAUGCUGAAAAUCAGAAGAGAGACAAUAAAUUUACUUGAUCAGCAUGAAGAGGAAUCACAUACUCUUAAUCAAACUGGAAUCACAUACUUCGUGUCAAGAUCGAACAGCGAUAACCAGAGUCUUCACGAGGAAGUGAAUACUGUGAAAUGUACUAAGUAAAAUAUACAUCUGAAGAUGA
Molecule: messenger RNA, 1546 nt
Organism: Artibeus jamaicensis (Jamaican fruit-eating bat)
Lineage: Eukaryota; Metazoa; Chordata; Mammalia; Chiroptera; Phyllostomidae
Gene: GOLM1
Product: golgi membrane protein 1
Exons: 11
Coding region: 222-1406 (394 amino acids)
Cellular component (GO): Golgi apparatus
Source: RefSeq, a predicted model, not a curated record